AUGGCAUCACGGUGGGCGAAUGAGGAAGCAGACAAGGCCGAGGAAGCGCGUCGAAAGAAAGAAAAAGAAGAGAAGAAGCGCCUGAAACUCCAAAAACAGCAAGAGGCGGAGGCAGCAGCACAGGCAGCGCAAGAGGCAGAAUCUAGACCCGCAAAGCGACGAAGAUUAUCAACAGGAAACGAUGAUGAGGAAACCCCGAAGCUAAAAGAGGACCAAGUUGAGAGGCAGCUCUUACAAUUUGAAGGCGGACUUUGGGGUCCGUGCCGACAUAUUUCUAAUUUCGAGACCCUCAACCAGAUCGAAGAAGGCUCAUAUGGCUGGGUAUCAAGAGCGCGCGACAUUACCACUGGCUCAGUAGUCGCCCACAAGAAAGUCAAAAUGGACUACAAUCAGGACGGCUUCCCAAUCACCGCGCUACGAGAAAUCUCGAUCCUGCAACGCUGCAAACACACCAACAUUGUCGAUCUAUUGGAGGUUUUAUCCGGCGACGACCCACAAGAAUGCGUCCUAGUCAUGGGAUUCUUCGAGCAUGACCUCAAGACGCUACAAGAAGACAUGAGUGAGCCUUUUAUGGCGAGUGAAGUCAAGACGCUCCUACGGCAAUUGGUUUCUGGGGUUGGGUUUCUGCACGACAACUUCAUUAUGCAUCGGGAUCUGAAAACAUCAAACAUUCUACUUAACAACCGCGGACAGCUCAAGCUCGCUGAUUUUGGUAUGGCGCGAUAUGUCCCACCUGCGAAUGCGCCCCUUACACAGUUGGUCGUCACGCUAUGGUAUCGCGCCCCAGAACUCUUGUUAGGCACAAGAGAUUACGGGACCGAAGUCGACAUGUGGAGCGUAGGUUGUGUAUUCGGCGAGUUACUUGCCAAAGAACCACUAUUACAGGGCAAAAACGAGGUCGAUGAGCUUUCCCUCAUCUUCUCGCUCUGUGGCCUUCCUUCGGAAAAGACCUGGCCACAAUUUUAUCGCCUGCCAAACUCCAAAUCAUUAAAACUACCACGCGACCAUCGUAAUGCCCCAGGCUUCAACCGGGCAAAGUUCCCCUUCCUAACAGCAUCCGGUAUCGAACUCCUGUCUUCACUGCUAUCCCUGAACCCCGCCCAUAGGCCCACAGCACAAGAAGUCUUGGAACAUCCUUACUUCAAAGAGCAACCGAAACCGAAACAGACCGAAAUGUUUCCGACAUUUCCAAGUAAGGCAGGACAAGAGAGGAGGAGGAAGAAGAGUCCUAAUGCGCCGAAGAGGGGAGAGGCGCCAGGGGGGAUGCAGGGCAACCUGGACUUUAGCAGCAUCUUCAAAGGGCGAGAGGAGGAAGAGAAGGGAGCUGGGAGCUAUAACUGGGACUUCUCCUUCCUCCACCUCCACGGCCUCCUCUCCUUGGCAGACUAUCCCGCCUGCCGUAGCCUCCUCCCCCACUUCGUCUUGGUGGUGUUCUGGAUGGAGACCGACUGUAAGAAGACCGCGACAUGCUUCGCCGUGGUGAUCGACUGCGAGAUCGUGUGUACGACCGGGGUCGUCCUCCAUAACCCCCUCGUCCACCACGGCCGCCUCCACCUCUUCCUCGACCCCAGUGUCCUCGAUCAGGCGACAUUCGGCGCGGUGGGGAGCGAUAACGCGAUGGUCCGCGACCGCGAUCGACUGACUGAACGGGAACGUGUGAGCGACCGCGGUGUUACUGAGCGUCGCGGUGAUACUGAAUGCGCCGAACGAGGACGAGUGAGUGAUCUCGUACGCGACCUGUCGCGAGAAGGGCUGCGCGUGCGUGAGCGUGCGGGAGAUGGAGAACGAGACGGCAUGCUUUGGAUAGUGGCGCAGUUAUAA
This is a messenger RNA of Alternaria postmessia, 1821 nucleotides long. RefSeq lists its product as uncharacterized. The transcript is spliced from 3 exons. Gene Ontology annotation, biological process: protein phosphorylation; regulation of mitotic cell cycle. The record is from RefSeq and is a predicted model, not a curated record. NCBI's taxonomy places the organism in Eukaryota, Fungi, Ascomycota, Dothideomycetes, Pleosporales, Pleosporaceae. The coding region runs from base 1 to 1821 and encodes 606 amino acids. Gene Ontology annotation, cellular component: nucleus. Gene Ontology annotation, molecular function: ATP binding; cyclin-dependent protein serine/threonine kinase activity.